This is a messenger RNA of Linnemannia hyalina, 1476 nucleotides long. Lineage: Eukaryota; Fungi; Mortierellomycota; Mortierellomycetes; Mortierellales; Mortierellaceae. The record is from the annotation of a GenBank genome assembly.
AUGGUUAACUACUUUUUGUACGAGAGCUCAUCCGGAUACGCUCUCUUUGAGCGUUUGGAGUCUGAGGAGAUUGGCUCCAAGUUGGCUGAUGUCUGCGAGGCUGCCACUGAUCUCACCAAGUUCGGCAAGAUGGUCAAGCUCAAGUCCUUCGCCCCUUUCAAGAGCGCUGCCCACGCUCUCGAGAACAUGAACGACGUCUCUGAGGGCAUCAUGAACGACCACUUGAAGGCCUUCUUGGAGAUGAACCUUCCCAAGCCCGGCAAAAAGUCCAAGGUCGUCUUGGGUGUCACUGAGAAGUCCCUUGCUGGAUCCAUCAAGGAUGGUCUCGGAUACGAGUGCGAUGCCGGCGAGAUCGUCUUGGACCUUGUCCGUGGUGUCCGUCUCUUUGGCGACAAGCUCUUGAAGCAGCUUAAGGAGGGCGAUCUCGAGCGUGCUCAGCUCGGUUUGGGUCACAGCUACUCUCGCGGAAAGGUCAAGUUCAACGUUCACCGUUCCGACAACAUGAUCAUGCAGGCCAUUGCCCUCUUGGAUCAGAUGGACAAGGACGUCAACACUUUCGCCAUGCGUAUCAGGGAGUGGUACUCGUGGCACUUCCCCGAGUUGGUCAAGAUUGUCAACGACAACUACAAGUUCGCCAAGCUCGCUCAGUUCAUCAAGAACAAGAACGAUCUCUCGGAGAGCCAGUUGGAGGGUUUGGAGGAGAUUACUGGUGAUGCCGCUCAGGCCCAGCAGAUCCUCGACGCUGCCCGUGCCUCGAUGGGUACCGACAUUUCUGAAAUUGACAUGAUCAACAUCGAGAACUUUGCCAAGCGUGUCAUCGACCUUGCUGACUACAGAAAGAAGUUGCACGAGUACUUGAUCUCGAAGAUGAACAACGUCGCCCCCAACUUGUCUGCCUUGAUCGGCGAGAUGGUCGGUGCCCGUUUGAUCUCCCACGCCGGUUCUUUGACCAACCUCUCCAAGUACCCCGCCUCCACUGUCCAGAUUCUCGGUGCCGAGAAGGCUCUUUUCCGUGCUUUGAAGACCAAGGGCAACACCCCCAAGUACGGUUUGAUCUACCACUCUUCGUUCAUUGGCCGCGCCGGUGCCAAGAACAAGGGUCGCAUCUCCCGCUUCGUCGCCAACAAGUGCUCCAUUGCUUCCCGUAUUGAUUGCUUCAGCGAAGUGCCCACGACCAAGUUCGGUGAGGCUAUGAAGGAGCAGGUUGAGGAGCGUCUCGAGUUUUACGAGUCUGGUGCCACCCCCUCCAAGAACGCCGACACCAUGAAGAAGGUCAUUGAUGGUCUCAAGGACGCUGCUGGUGAGGAUAUCGAGGCACCCAAGACCAACAGCAAGAAGAGAAAGGUCGUCGAGGAGGAGGCUCCCGCCAAGAAGUCCAAGAAGGAGAAGAAGGACAAGGAGGAGAAGAAGGACAAGGAGGAGAAGAAGGAGAAGAAGGAGAAGAAGGAGAAGAAGGACAAGAAGGAGAAGAAGUAA